Messenger RNA from Menidia menidia (Atlantic silverside), 3174 nucleotides. NCBI's taxonomy places the organism in Eukaryota, Metazoa, Chordata, Actinopteri, Atheriniformes, Atherinopsidae. The record is from the annotation of a GenBank genome assembly.
CCCCCCCUUACGGGGAUUGUCUGCCAGCCUGUUUCCCCGGCUGCUGCUGUUGGAGCAGUGGAGCUGCUUGACACUGCGAUUCAACGCCGCGCUGCCUCGCUUCUCCUCUCAGCCUUCUGCUUCACACUCUGCUCUACGGGGUAAUCAUCAGCGAGUCUGCUCAAGCAGCGACAGAGGACAAGAAAGGAGGGAGGCAGAGAGACACAGACUCAUCACCCAAGUGCUGCAUUGUCCUGUCGGUCUUUCCCUCUCCUUUUGUUGGCUACAUAGCAGUGUUGGAGAACAAGAGGACAGAGGGGAGCUCUCCUCUAGGGUUUUCUACGGCUGUUCAUUCCUGGGACAGAGUGCAGGGGAGGAGAGAGGAGGGAGGGACUGAGAACAGGACUUCAUACUCUGCCUUCAGCGGCACAGCUCAGUGUCCCACCUUGCUACAGAGGCACAUAAGUCAAACAUUCAACCUGUCACUGGCAGAGAGGGAGACAGACUGAACGUUCUGUACAUUCAGAGGGACAGACAGACAGCUGGGGUAGGUGUCAUGGCGUCAGUGGACGGUACCGGUUCGAGUGUCUGUGGUCGGCUGAGAUCAGGGGAUCUACUUCAUACUGGUCUGGCAGUUACACUCCUUCUCGGAGUGUGGAGUGUUGGGGGUCUGGAGGUUUCAACAGGUAAAGUGUCUUCAAUAGAAGCAAUGAAUGGCUCCACAGUUCUACUGCCCUGCACUUAUGCUUCUUGUAUUGGCAUCAAAAACCUCUACUUCAACUGGAAAUAUAAUGAUAACGGAACCCACCUGAAGUUAUGUGAAGCAGAGAUUCCUACAGAGGCUGUGGAGCCAAAGGUCCAUGUUUUCCACGAUCGAGUAGAAUUUGUCGGAUCGGCAAAGAAAAACAACAUAUCCAUCUUGCUGUGGAACAUAACUUUUGAGGAUGAAGGAGAGUACAUCUGUUUUGCCAGGAAUCCAAAAGAGAAGAAUCGUAACCACAGUGCUAUCUUCACUCUCAUAGUGGUCGACCAAAUGAAGGAAGUUGACAACACACUGACAGUCAUUAUAGUCUCAGCGCUUGGUGGAGUCAUUGCCUUAGUUAUCAUUGUCAUGGUGAUAAAGGCCUUAGUUGUACACUUCCUGGGAAAAGAUGACGAGAAGAAUAAAGAAUGCCUUGUGAGCUCAUCAGGGAAUGACAACACAGAAAAUGGACUUUCAGGAGCCAAAGCUGACAACAAAGGGACACCAAAGGCUUAAGCAAAAUGCAAAGUAUGUCUGUAUGUUUGUAUAUAUGUUAGAAUAAUGUACAUGCUCAGAGAAAAGCUCUUAUCAGUGGACUGUUUUAGCGGCUAAAUAAUGCAACUUUUAAAUGUAUUUUAAAUCAUGCUUGAAAUAUGGGAAUUGUGAAAUGUGCCUGGGCUGGAUUACUCUCUCACUAAUGGAAGUCCAUUUGUUACACAAUGUGCAGCCAGUUCCAGACAUUCUUUCAAAAUUUGAUUGUGUAAAAAAAAAGUGCAAUAUCUAUACUCCCCUUUAGAAUUGUCUUAUCCAGUUAUCAACCUUCAAAGCAAACAGCAUUGUACCCAUACCAUAGCAUAUUCUAUUUCUAAUUCAAAAAGGCUUAAACGAUAUCCCAUUUCAAUAACUAAAUUACAGCAGUUUUGGUUUUUGGAAUUGAAAAAUCAUUCUAAUGUGUUUCUAUACUAAACUGUCAGACUAUACUAUCAAAAAUAUUUUUUAAAAUCAUAAUAUACACAAAACAGAUGAUAGAUUGAUAUCCAAAUGAAUUGUCACAUUCUACAGCACAAAACGGAUGGGUUUCUAGGAACAGCUUAAUGUGUUUGCCAAAGAAAAAAUAAUUCAAGGGUUAAUUGUAUAGAAAGUUAUCUGAUCCCUAACCUACAGUAAAAAACAGACUAAACUCUGAGGUGAACGCUUGAAUGUCAGUGUGUUCAGCUGAGCUCAUGUUAGACACAAUUGUGGAGAGUUUAGGUCUCUAACACCUUUUGUAAAUUAUGAAAAAGACUGUUGGCAACUGAAGUGUGACUAAUGGGCUUACCAUAGGUCAUAGAGGGAUCCAGAUCUGCACAGUUUUUAUCAUUUUGCUUUAGAUAAACACACGUGCCUGUUCUGCUUCUGCUCCCCCUGCUGGUGGGAGGAUAAAACCACUGAAAACAUAUGAAAAAAAUAGACAUAAAUCCAACAGAAUACCCUCACGAUCAUCAAAGACAAUCCCCAGACUACCGAGCUCCAUUUAGAAAUGAAUGAACUUAAUUAUGCUGCUUCUAACUAAUAACAAAUGCAUUUUUAGCAUGUGCGCAUUUUGUAUAACUUCAUAUGAGUAUAUGUUGCACCACAGUACAACAUUUCUGUCUCAUUUAAUCCUUUGCAGCAGCCUGAAAAGCUGAGAACUCUGCUAAUGCCCCAACCAAGAUUGCAACAACUCUGUAGCCACUGUAGUCACAUGUUUAAAGGAACAUUUUAGAGCAUUGGAUUUCAGGGAUUAGUCAGAGUAAAGUUGAGAAGCAUGCACAGAGUACAUUAAAGACAGCAACAGGAUAUUCUGUAAUUGAUGAAAGCAAUAUAGUGAAUUUGUCCAAACAAACUGAUUCAGUUUUGUCAAAUUUCAAAGCUAAACGUUGACUCCAGUUGGCAGAUUUCAACUAUAAACAAGACAAUAGGAUCGACACAACAAUGCAGAAGUAUAGUGAUUCAUAUCUAUGAUUGUGCCACAGACGAAUGUGUGAUAUAAGCAGUUUCAGAGGUGAGGAUGUAAAAGAAUGUAAAGACUGUCAGGGAAUAUGUGCAGGAAAAAAAAGUCCAAUAAAGUACUUUAUUUUAUUAGAAAUAGUAUAUCUUAUAAAAUAGUUUUCUAAAAUGAAUGUGUGACUGUCCUACAAAUUCUGUUGGUCACAUGCAUUAUUUUAUGUAGUAUUAAAUUACUUGUCUCAAACAAUCCCAUAGCACAGAGUAAGAAAUUGGCCUGGAGUGUCCAACCAAAAAGGCCUUUAUAGGCUCUAAACAUUAUCAAGAUUAUAUGUGCUCAGCAUGUGUUGGGUAUAAAUAAAAAAGUUGGGCACAUUAAUGCAAGACUCCACUUUGGCGAAUUGGCAAAUCAAACAUUUCACACUUCUUUCAAAACUGGAAAAGUUAACACAGUGUGUAUUUCACUGUGACCUAAAUAAGAGAGGUGU